AUGGACUCUUCCGCGCACGAUAAAAAGAAGCGCAAGCGGAAACAUGCGGUUGCUGUCGCUGCUGAAUCGUCUAAGCCCGUUCCCGCAGAGCCAGCGCAGCAAGAGCCUACAACCAAUGUUAAAACGAAUGGCAGUAAGGUGAAGAGGAGGAAGACAAAGCAUCGGAGUGAAGAUGAGCCGGUGUCAUCAGGGGAAGACGAGAUCUCUCCCCAACAACCUGCGAGUGACCUGGAAAACGAAAGCGAAGACUCCGAGGCCGGACCAGAACUCGAGGAGACAGUGGAUUUGAGAAACGGCAAUAAGCAGGUCAUCGAGGCCAACGACCUUCCUACUGAAGAUGUACCCUCCCUACCCGGUACCGAAUUCAAGCCCCAGAAAUUUUCGGAGCUCAAUCUGUCGGAGAAGACCAUGAAGGCAAUCCAGGAAAUGAAGUUCGAGACUAUGACGGAAAUUCAACAGCGAGGAAUACCACCGUUACUGGCAGGACGAGAUGUUCUCGGUGCUGCCAAAACUGGGUCCGGAAAGACUCUAUCGUUCCUGAUUCCAGCCGUCGAGAUGCUCUCCUCUCUGCGUUUCAAACCUCGAAAUGGUACCGGUGUCAUUGUCGUUUCGCCAACGAGGGAACUGGCUUUGCAAAUCUUUGGCGUUGCGAGAGAGCUCAUGCAGUUCCACAGUCAAACAUUUGGCAUUGUCAUCGGUGGCGCAAACCGCAGUGCUGAGGCGGACAAGCUCACCAAGGGCGUGAACCUCCUGAUCGCCACACCUGGGCGGCUGCUCGAUCACCUGCAAAAUACCAAGGGCUUCGUGUACAAGAACGUCAAGGCGCUGGUGAUCGACGAGGCAGACCGCAUCCUCGAAGUCGGCUUCGAAGAUGAGAUGCGGCAGAUUGUCAAGAUGCUUCCAAAAGAGGACCGCCAGACGAUGCUGUUCUCCGCCACGCAAACGACCAAGGUCGAAGAUCUGGCUCGCAUCUCCCUGCGUCCAGGACCCUUGUACAUCAACGUCGAUCACAAGAAGGAGCAUUCAACUGUCGCAGGUCUGGAACAGGGCUAUGUCAUUUGCGACACAGAGAAGCGUUUCCUUCUGCUCUUCACAUUUCUGAAGAAAAUGGCCAAGAAAAAGGUCAUCGUCUUCUGCUCAUCCUGCAACUGUGUCAAAUACCACGCUGAGCUGUUGAACUACAUUGACUUGCCCGUACUUGAGCUACACGGCAAUCUCAAGCAGCAGAAGCGAACCAACACGUUCUUCGAAUUCUGCAACGCGAAGCAAGGCACGCUCAUCUGUACAGAUGUCGCCGCUCGAGGCCUUGAUAUUCCGGCCGUGGACUGGAUUGUCCAAUUCGACCCGCCUGAUGACCCAAGAGACUACAUUCACCGAGUCGGACGCACAGCUCGUGGCUCCAACGGCAAGGGCAAGAGCUUGAUGUUCCUGCAGCCCCACGAGGUUGGUUUCCUGAGCCAACUGAAAGAAGCACGAGUACCGGUCGUGGAGUUCGACUUUCCCGCCAAAAAGAUUCUGAAUGUUCAAUCCCAGCUCGAGAAGCUGAUCAACCAGAACUACUAUCUCAACAAGUCGGCAAAAGACGGCUACCGCUCAUACAUCCAAGCAUACUCUUCACAUUCGCUCCGCAGCGUCUUCGACGUGCACAAGCUCGACCUCGUGAAGCUGGCGAAGAGUUUCGGCUUCUCCGCUCCUCCUAGAGUGGACAUCCAACUGGGCAGCAGCAUGCAGCGAGACAAGAAGCAGCAGGGCCGUCGCAACUAUGGAAGCCAGCCGAAGCAGAACGGCCAUGGUCUGAAGUUCAAGCGCAAGUUUUCCAACGACAGGUAG
Molecule: messenger RNA, 1830 nt
Organism: Cyphellophora europaea CBS 101466
Lineage: Eukaryota; Fungi; Ascomycota; Eurotiomycetes; Chaetothyriales; Cyphellophoraceae
Product: ATP-dependent RNA helicase has1
Exons: 2
Coding region: 1-1830 (609 amino acids)
Biological process (GO): maturation of LSU-rRNA from tricistronic rRNA transcript (SSU-rRNA, 5.8S rRNA, LSU-rRNA)
Cellular component (GO): nucleolus
Molecular function (GO): RNA helicase activity; nucleic acid binding; ATP binding
Source: RefSeq, a predicted model, not a curated record